AUGGGAGGACAAAAGACGGCAAUAGAUGAAGAAAAUGUCUAUGGCUUAGAAGAGGAAAGUCGGUCCUUCCUGGGGCCCACAUUGCGGCUCAUCCUGGUGGGGAAAACAGGCGCAGGUAAGAGCGCCACCGGAAACAGCAUCCUGGGACAGCAAGAGUUCUGCUCCAGACUCAGUCCCACCCCCGUGACCAGAGCCUGCGUCACGGCCAGCCGGAAGAGGGCUAAGUGGCACGUGGAAAUCACAGACACCCCAGACAUUUUCCGCUCCGAAAUCCCCCAGACAGACCCCGAGUACGAGGAGAGAGGUCGCUGCUACCUGCUCUCUGCCCCCGGGCCCCACGCCCUGCUCCUGGUGACCCAGCUGGGCCGGUACACUGCCCAGGACCAGCAGGCUGUGAAGGCCGUGCGGGACAUGUUCGGGGAGGGCAUCCUGAAGCGAGUGGUCGUCGUCUUCACCAGGAAGGAGGACCUGGGCGAGAGCUCUCUGCAGGAUUACGUGCGCUGCACCGACAACCAGGCCCUGCGGGAGCUGGUGGCCGAGUGCGAGGGGCGGGUCUGCGCCUUUGACAACCGAGCCACUGGCCGGGAGCAGGAGGCCCAGGUGGAGGAGCUGCUGGGGCUGGUGGAGGGCCUGGUGAGGGAGCGCGGGGGCGCCCACUACACCAACGAGGUGUACGACCUGGCGCAGGCCCUGCACUGGGCGAGCCCGGAGGAGAGACUCCGGAGGGUGGCGGAGACGGUGGCGGCCCGCGUGCAGAG
Molecule: messenger RNA, 758 nt
Organism: Carlito syrichta (Philippine tarsier)
Lineage: Eukaryota; Metazoa; Chordata; Mammalia; Primates; Tarsiidae
Product: GTPase IMAP family member 1-like
Exons: 2
Cellular component (GO): endoplasmic reticulum
Molecular function (GO): GTP binding
Source: RefSeq, a predicted model, not a curated record